Molecule: messenger RNA, 1422 nt
Organism: Beta vulgaris subsp. vulgaris (sugar beet)
Lineage: Eukaryota; Viridiplantae; Streptophyta; Magnoliopsida; Caryophyllales; Amaranthaceae
Exons: 8
Coding region: 121-1215 (364 amino acids)
Molecular function (GO): S-adenosylmethionine-dependent methyltransferase activity
Source: RefSeq, a predicted model, not a curated record
UACGAUUGCAUAAAUCAUAACACGGUGGCAAAAAUUCAAGCCUCUCAUGAGUUAUCAUCUUGACACUAUACUCAGCAGUCAGCACCAUACCAGUUUCUCUUUUGUUUCUCUGUGUCAUCAAUGGCGCUGUGUCCCAGAACUCUCACCCCCACAUUCCUCAACUGCAAUGGCACCUCGUUUACAACAUCAAAAAGGGAACCUCGUCGUUCACUCACCAUUCACAUGAUGGCCUCCUCCGACAUCGUUUCAUACGAAGAGGGGACCCUCGAAAGACCCAAAUGGAGUGGGAAGACCCCACUUUCUCGCCUUGUUGGGGCCUUGAUUUCCUUUAAACCCCUUUAUUCUGCUAUGAAGUUUGGUGCCAGACAAGCGCUUAUCAGUACAGCUGAGAAAACGAAUAUUCGAUGGAGGGAAAUGACCAAGGAAAUAUUGGAAUCAGAGGUCUACAAGGAGAUGGAGAGUGUUGAAAACCCGAACAUUGUAUACCCAGAUUAUUACUUAAAUCCCUUUCAUGCCUAUGAUGAAGGAAACCUUUCAUGGCUGGCUGCAGCAGAGGCGGAGCCUGCCACGUUGUCAAUUACUAGAAGAGCUAUACCCGAUGCUUCUUCGCUGGAUGAAGCAAUUGAAGUAGUACGUGGGAAUUGGCUUCGCGUAAUUGAGAAACAUCAUCAGCAAUACUCUCGAAAUUCCACUGUUGGAAAUAUCUUAGACAUAGGAUGCUCCAUAGGUUGGAGCACAAGAUUUUUGGCCGACAAAUAUCCUUCUGCUAAUGUUACUGGAUUAGACUUGUCACCUUAUUUUUUGGCUGUUGCUCAAUUCAAAGAAAAGAGUAGACCUUCAAGAGGAAAAUGCAUUAAUUGGAUCCAUGCAAAUGGUGAAGAUACGGGCUUGCCAGCCAAGUCAUUUGACCUUGUUUCAAUUGCUUAUGUUCUUCAUGAAUGUCCAGCAAAAGCAACAGUCAAUUUGGUGAAGGAAGCAUUCAGGCUUCUCAGACCAGGUGGAACCAUUGCCAUCACAGAUAAUUCGCCCAAGUCAAAAAAGCUUCAGGAACUGUCUCCAGUACUAUUUACAUUAAUGAAGAGCACAGAACCAUUUCUUGAUGAAUACUACCUGCUUGAUUUGGAAGCCACACUAAGUGAAGCUGGAUUUACUCAUGUUCAUACGGUUCUCACGGAUCCCAGACAUAGGACAGUCACAGCAACAGUUCCAAAUUAAUUUUUUUUUCUAUGAAAGCAGCAUGUAUUUAUUCAUUCUCUGUUUAGUAACAUACGGCAAUACGCCGCUAAACCAACUUUAGGGAAGCAAAUUAUGUUAAAGUUUGUUUGAUAUAUGGGCUGUAUUUUACAAAUUUUUUCGUAAGAUAUUUGAUUUGCCUGGUGUCCUAUACCCUUACACAUGUAAAUACGAGCAUUUUUUGUGUAA